Messenger RNA from Fusarium oxysporum Fo47, 1979 nucleotides. Its product is annotated as general substrate transporter. Bases 183 to 1844 code for a protein of 553 amino acids. NCBI's taxonomy places the organism in Eukaryota, Fungi, Ascomycota, Sordariomycetes, Hypocreales, Nectriaceae. Gene Ontology annotation, biological process: transmembrane transport; carbohydrate transport. Gene Ontology annotation, cellular component: membrane. The record is from RefSeq and is a predicted model, not a curated record. The transcript is spliced from 3 exons. Gene Ontology annotation, molecular function: carbohydrate:proton symporter activity.
UGUUCUGGCCUCACUCGACGCGUUUUCUAUAUCUAUCCAGGGAUCUCCCCCCAUUUUUUGUCAGUCUUGCUUUCACUCUUCACCUCAACAACAAUCUGCUAAGCCACAGAGUGCUUCUGGCAGAAGAAUAAAUUCACUCUACUGCACUUUUAACACUUUCCCCCCUCGAUUGAGAAAUCGUCAUGGGUAUCAAGGACAUCAUCGGCCUCGGCGUCGACGAGAAGACAAAGAAGCUUCAGGAGGAAGCUCCCAAGUUCGAGCAUGUUACUUGGUACAAGGACCCCGGCCUGAGGGUCUUGACCUUCUACGCAUGCGUUCUUUGUGUUUCCUCUAUGGGAACUGGUUGGGAUGGUAUGUACAUGGGUGUCGUUCAAAACUUUGACACCUGGAAUGACUUCUUCGACAAGCCCGAGGGUAGCAGACUCGGUCUUUUGGUCGCUCUCUAUCAAAUCGGUUCAGUCGCCUCUAUCCCUCUUGUCCCUGUUAUCGCCGAUCGCUGGGGACGUCGCCCUUGUAUCGCUCUCGGCUUUAUCCUCAUGGCUAUUGGCGCCGGUCUGCAGGCUGGAGCUCCCGAUUACGCUACCUACUCUGGCGGUCGUGUUCUUCUCGGUUUCGGCAACUCGUUCGCUCAGAUUGCCUCUCCUAUGCUUCUCGCUGAGCUGUGCCAUCCUCAGCACCGUGCUCGUUUCACCACUGUUUAUAACUGUCUCUGGAACAUGGGUUCUCUGCUUGUUUCCUGGACUUGCUUCGGUACUCACUACUGGGGUGGCGGCAACAGUGACUGGUCGUGGCGAUUCCCCGCCAUCCUCCAGGGUGCUCCCGGUCUCAUUCAGCUCGUGAUUCUCUGGUGGAUCCCCGAAUCCCCUCGAUUCCUCAUCGCCAAGGACCGCCAGGACGAAGCACUUCACAUCCUCUCUAAAUACCACGCCAACGGCAACGAGAACCACCCAACUGUCCAAUUCGAGUACCGUGAGAUCCGCGACACCAUCAAGGCCGAGCAGCUCGCCAACAACAGUUCCCGAUAUACCGACUUCUUCAAGACCAAGGGUAACCGCUACCGUCUCCUCGUCCUCUUCUCCCUCGGUCUCUUCUCCCAGUGGUCAGGCAAUGGUGUUGUCUCCAACUACUCUGCCCGUCUCUACAUCAACGCUGGUCUCGAUAGCGAGAACGAACGUCUUAUCAUCACUGCCGGAAAGACUAUUCUCGAUCUAUUUGUCUCUAUCGGCUGCGCUCUCCUCGUCGAACGCCUUAACCGUCGCUUCUCUUUCCUCUUCGCCACUGGUGGUAUGUGCCUGACUCUACUCUUCUGGACCCUUACCUGCGGUCUCCACGAGCAGCACCAGGCCCCUGGCGCCAAUAACGCCAUGAUCUUCCUUGUCUGGCUUCAUGGUGUCUUUUACUCGACUUGUUGGUCUGGUCUCUUGAUCGGUUAUGCUGUUGAGAUUCUCCCCUACUCUCUCCGUGCCAAGGGUCUGAUGUUCCUCAACAUUUCGGUCCAAAUCGCUCUUCUGCUCAACAACUAUCUCAAUCCUCUGGCGUUCAAGGCCUGGCAAGCUCCCGCCGUCCCCGAAGGCGAGAAGGAAACUGGCUACGGUGGCAACACCUGGAGACUCUACCUUAUCUACACCAUCUGGGUCGCUGGUGAGGUUCUUUUCAUCUUCUUCAUGUAUGUUGAGACUCGUGGACCUACUCUUGAGGAGUUGGCCAAGGUUAUCGAUGGUGACAACGCCGCUGUGGCUGAUGUCGAUCUCGAGCACGUUGAGAAGGAGGUUCUCAGCAAGGAGACCGAGAGAGUUUCUUCUCUGGAUCAGGAGGUCCACGAGGUUGCUCCCAGCAAGGUCUAAGUAACGUCUUCUCACAUUCACGCGAGGAGGGCAGCGCGAUAGCAAACGCGUAUCUGCCCGUCUACGAUAAUUGUUUUUGAUCUAGUCUAAUGAGCUAGCUGAAUGAGUUUAAUGCUAUAUACCUUUAUUGAUGGA